UUUCACAGCAGAUCUAAAAUUGGCAGAAGAGUUUACUUUAAAAGAGGCUUUAUUUUUCUGGUGCAAAAGAAGACACUUAUCCACAAUGAAGAUUGCCCUGUAUCUGAUUGGUGCUGCUUGGAUGGUUUAUGUUUUAGUGGAUGCUGGUAAAGGAAAAGCCCAUAAUAACAAAGGAAGUCACAAGUCAAGUCAUGACGAAGGUCACAAACUAC
Molecule: messenger RNA, 212 nt
Organism: Pocillopora damicornis (cauliflower coral)
Lineage: Eukaryota; Metazoa; Cnidaria; Anthozoa; Scleractinia; Pocilloporidae
Source: RefSeq, a predicted model, not a curated record